AUGGGACCGGCGGUGGCCUGCUCGCCGCCGACCUCGGUGGCGCGCAGCCCGGCGCUACCGAUUGCAAGGGGCGCCGCACGGCUCGUCCCGUGCGCGCGCAUCUCCAAUGACGGAGGCGCAGUGACAGCCGAGCGCCGCAGCGAGGACGGCGCAUCGCCCCUGCUGCGUCCCUCGGCGCGCUUCAGCUUCUCCAGCAAGAGCUGCACGCCGGCGUCCCGCAGCCAGUCCGCCGCAUCCGCCUCCGCCGCGGCGGGCGGCUCCCUCCGCUCCCGCCCGCCGGCGGGGCCGUCUGCCGUCAAGGCGCAGAACGUGCUCAUCGGGUUCGAUGCCCCCUCGGAAACCCACGCCCCACCAAAAGGGGCGCCACCAUCGCCGGGGCGUCGCGAGACCAGCCUGCUGAGCAUCGCGCUGUCAGACCUGCCGCCAGGGUCCUCUGGCGGCGGCGCCGCAGCCGCUGCUGGCUCGGCGUUCUCGCCUGCACUCGAUCUGUUCGGCACCACGUCGCCGUCCGGCGGCUUCCUGCGGCGCCAGGACUCGUCCGAGCCCGACUUUGCCCAGCUCGAUGCCCUCGCCGGCCAGCACCCCGUCAUGGCCUCCCCCGUCGUCCGCGCCGCCUAUGCCGCCGCGUCGCGCGCGCACGCGGGCCAGCUGCGCAAGAGCGGCGAGCCCGUGAUAUCGCACUGCCUGGCGACGGCCGCCAUCCUGGCGGAGCUGGGGCUGCCCGAGGAGACCGUGGCCGCGGGCCUGCUGCACGACGUGCUGAGCGACACGCGCGUCACGGCCUGGCAGCUGGAGGAGCACGUGCCGCGCUCCUGCGUCGAGCUGGUGGAGAAGGUGACGCGCCUGAGCGAGGUGUCCCAGCUGUACCGCGACAACGCGCACUCCCUUGAGGCGGCCUCCAUCCUCCACAUGCUGACGUCCAUGUCUGACGUCAGCGCGCUGCUCGUCAAGCUCGCCGACCGCCUGCACAACAUGCGCACCGUCGGCGCGCUCUCGCGCUGCAAGCAGGUGCGCAUGGCGAGCGAGACGCUGGACGUGUUUGCGGUGCUGGCCAACCGCCUUGGCGCGUGGAGCGUCAAGGCGGAGCUGGAGGACCUGGCCUUCAAGACGCUGCAGCCCGAGGACUAUGAGCAGGUCUUCCGCGCCGUUGCGGAGCGUGCGGCCCUCAUCGACCUCCCUGCGCGCGUAGCCCAGGUCCGCGCCGCGCUGGCCGCGGCCGGCCUGGACGUGGUGGACGUCAGCGGCCGUGUGAAGAACAUCUACGGCGUGUGGCGCAAGCUGCAGGCCGGCGGCCUGGGCGUGGACCGCAUCGACGAGGUGUACGACGUGGCGGCGCUGAGGGUGGUGGUGCCGCACAAGCACGACUGCUACCGCGCACUGCGGGAGGUGGAGGGGCUCUGGGCGGCGGUGCCGGGGCGCUUCAAGGACUAUGUCCGCAACCGCAAGGGCAACGGCUACCAGAGCCUCCACACCACUGUCUUCACGGGUGCCGCUGACGCGGGAGCUGGCGCCGCCCCCGCCAUCCAGGGCGCGGACGACCCCGCAACCGCCGCCGCCGCGGGCCUGCCCGUGCCCUCACUCUUGGAAGUCCAGAUCCGCACCCCCAAGAUGCACUACAUAGCCGAGUACGGCUUUGCCGCCCACUGGCGGUACAAGGAGAAGCUGUCCCGCGAGGACCUCUGGCUGGACCGCCUGGUGCAGUGGAAGAAGUGGGUAGCUGCCGAGAAGCUGCGCCUGCGGGACUCCAAGGUCCGCGAGGGCGGCAGCCCGCAGCGCGACCCGGUGCUCGCGGCGCUGAUAGAGUCGCUGGCAGCCGCGUCGCCCGACGC
This is a messenger RNA of Monoraphidium neglectum, 1829 nucleotides long. RefSeq names its product GTP pyrophosphokinase. The transcript has 7 exons. Gene Ontology annotation, biological process: guanosine tetraphosphate metabolic process. Gene Ontology annotation, cellular component: chloroplast. The record is from RefSeq and is a predicted model, not a curated record. The annotation marks the transcript as partial. NCBI's taxonomy places the organism in Eukaryota, Viridiplantae, Chlorophyta, Chlorophyceae, Sphaeropleales, Selenastraceae.